UUGGCUCUACGGAAUCCAUCACAUCGAAAUGAUGAAUAAAAGAACACGGCCUAUGUUUGGGUCACAGCAUAAUAAAUAUUUAUUUAUGCUGUGUUUAGGUUAUGUAACAAUUGGAAUUGGAAUUAUUUUGUAAACACAGUGUCAUAGAUUACACAGCGGUUAAAGAUGCAACCAAGAAGUUUUAACGACAUAAUUUGCAGUCUGUGUCUUAAUGUUGUAAGUGAAAGAAAUUGUGAAAUAACUGAAGAUGUAAGGAAAGUUCUAGAAGUAGUUUUGCCAAAUCUGAUAUUGAAUUUGGAGGGAGUAGAUAAGUUUGGAAUGUGCACAGCAUGUUCUGUAAAAUUAAUCUCCGCCUUUAAUUUUAAAUCGACAUGUAUGGAUACCGAGGGAAUUAUUGUGCCUUAUGUUAAUUCUAGUGAUAAGUCAGUGGUUGAUUUGAAGGAAAUUUAUAAAAAGGAGAAAGAAAAUAUUCAGCUAACCGAUAUACAAGAAAAUCAGAAAAUAUGUCGAUUGUGUAUUCAAUUGGUGACAGAUGGCUUUGUAUCGCUAAAUACAGUGGAUGUUGACAUAAUUAAUACAUAUAUACCACAAGUCAACAUCAGUGCUACCAAGAAUCCUGUUAUAUGCGGACCAUGUUUUGAAUCGCUUCGUACUCAUGGUGAUUUUUUAAAAAAUUGCCUUGGUGCACAUGAAAAAUAUAAAAGUACAAAUAAACAAUCUUAUAUUAAAAUAGAAGAAAUUGAAGUAAAACUGGAAGAUGGUCAAGAUGUUCAGGAGAAAUACAGAGACAUUAAAUUGGAAGAGUUUGAAAUAAAACUGGAAGAUGACGGGGAUAUGCUCGAGAAAUAUAAAAGCGUUAAUACGCAGGCUCAUAUUAAAUCUGAAGAAAUUGACAUAAAGAUAGAAGAUGAUCGGGAGAGGGAGUCUUCUUCAUAUGAGUUAGAUGUUGAAAACGUUAAAAAGGAAAAUCGGCGCACUUCGGAGAGCACAGAUAUACUUAAAUCUGAGACUGGAUUUAACGAAAACUGUAUGACCUCGAUGUUAUUCCACACUGUCCAAACAUCAAACAGUGAAGUAACCAAGUUUCAGAAGUGUGAACCUUUGUUAUGUACACGAUUGUACCAAUGUGAUAAAUGUGACUACAAAUCUAAGCUUAAAUCGAAUCUGAAAAGGCAUCAAUUAAUACACAAAAACCCUUCAACAGUGCAAACAUACAAGUGUGAUAUAUGUACCUAUGAAACUAAACAAAAGUGUCAUCUCAAAGUGCACGAGUUAACACACAAAGAUUCUUCGGAUGUCCAAAUCUACACAUGUGGUAUAUGUAGUUAUAAAACUAAACAAAGGAGUCAUUUGAAGAGGCAUGAGUUAACUCAUAAGGAUCCUUCAGAAAUCCAAAUGCAUGAAUGUGAUGUGUGUAAUUUUGAAACUAAACUUAAAAGUGCUUUGAAAAGACAUCAGUUAUUGCACAAAGACCCUUUGGGAAUUCAAAUGUACAAAUGUGAUAAUUGUGGUUUUGAAACUAAAUAUAAGGGAGCUCUGAAAGAGCAUCAAAUAGUACACAAAAAUAUUUCAAAAAUCCAAAUGUACAAAUGUGAUACUUGUGUCUAUGAAACUAAACACAAAAAAUAUCUAAAAAUUCAUCAGUUAACUCACAAAGACCCUUCAAAAAUACAAAUGUACAAGUGUGACACCUGUAGUUUUGAAACUAAAUAUAAACGUGUUGUAAAAAGGCAUCAGUUAACGCACAAAAAAUCUUCAGAUAUCCGAAUGUACAAAUGUGAUAUUUGUAUCUAUCAAGCUAAAUACAAGAAAUAUGUAAAAGAUCAUCAGUUAAUGCACAAAGAUCCUUCAGAGAUCCAAAUGUACAAAUGUGAUACUUGUAUUUUUGAAACUAAGUUUAGAAGCAGUCUAAGAUUGCAUCAAUUAACACACAAAGAUUCUUCAGAAGCCCAAAUGUACAAAUGCGAUAAUUGUAUUUAUGAAACUAAAUAUAAGCAAGUUCUAGAAAGGCAUCAGAUAAUGCAUAAAAAUUCUUCAGAUAUCCAAAUGUACAAAUGUGAUAUUUGUAUCUAUGAAACUAAACACAAAAAAUACCUAAAAGAUCAUUAGUUAACACACAAAGACCCUUCAGAAGUCCAAAUGUACAAGUGUGAUAAGUGUACUUUUGAAACUAAGUUUCGAAGCAGUCUAAGAUCGCA
Messenger RNA from Anoplophora glabripennis (Asian longhorned beetle), 2198 nucleotides. RefSeq names its product zinc finger protein 99-like. NCBI's taxonomy places the organism in Eukaryota, Metazoa, Arthropoda, Insecta, Coleoptera, Cerambycidae. Bases 166 to 2109 code for a protein of 647 amino acids. The record is from RefSeq and is a predicted model, not a curated record. The transcript is spliced from 4 exons. Gene Ontology annotation, cellular component: nucleus. Gene Ontology annotation, molecular function: zinc ion binding; RNA polymerase II transcription regulatory region sequence-specific DNA binding; DNA-binding transcription factor activity, RNA polymerase II-specific. Gene Ontology annotation, biological process: regulation of transcription by RNA polymerase II.